AUGACCAAUGGCCUCUGUUAUGUCCAGGCCAACCGGGGCUUCGUUCUGACUAGAGGAAGUUGUACAGAUCGAAGCUGGGGUCCAAAUUGCGCUCAGGAAUGUCACGGGUCAAAUGACAAUGCAGACAACGGAAUCAACAUUGUGCCCAUCGACAUGUCCGUUCCAAACGCCACCCAGUACUGCUGCGGUGGCCUCGUGGAUAACAACGGGUCAUUUACCUGCGCAGACGGUUCACCCUCGUUUACCAUACCUCCUGGAAGAGCCAUCGUUGGUCGAGCAGGCCUGAGCAACGCCACUUAUAUCAGCGAUAUCCCUUCUUUAAGGAACUCCUCUUCCACAAAUUCCUCGUCCAGGUUGAGCCCAAGCACACGUCCCGAUGUGGGGACCACUUCUGCAAGCUGUCCCAGUCCCAAUAGCAAAGAAACGACAGUGGGCGCAGCCGUCGGGGCUACUCUCGGUGCACUCUUGCUCGCUGCCAUCGGGUGGGCACUCUAUGAGCGCCGAUUGCGCAAUAACUGCAUCAACGCAUAUGCUACUAACAUGUCAAUACAGCCUAUCACUGAAUCUGUCAUUAAGAAACACCAGCAGCUCGGGCCUGCCGAGCUAGAACACGGCCCUGCCGAGCUGCAGGCCUCUGUUCAUAACAACACCUCGGAAAUGGCAGUGGAGUCCAGUCAUAGCAGUCAAAGCUAUUACAGUCGAACCGCGGCCUCUUAA
Messenger RNA from Penicillium lagena, 717 nucleotides. RefSeq lists its product as uncharacterized. The transcript has 2 exons. The coding region runs from base 1 to 717 and encodes 238 amino acids. NCBI's taxonomy places the organism in Eukaryota, Fungi, Ascomycota, Eurotiomycetes, Eurotiales, Aspergillaceae. The record is from RefSeq and is a predicted model, not a curated record.